Messenger RNA from Paramisgurnus dabryanus, 2634 nucleotides. RefSeq names its product tumor necrosis factor alpha-induced protein 2-like. Gene Ontology annotation, molecular function: SNARE binding. Gene Ontology annotation, cellular component: exocyst. Gene Ontology annotation, biological process: exocytosis; exocyst localization. The record is from RefSeq and is a predicted model, not a curated record. Lineage: Eukaryota; Metazoa; Chordata; Actinopteri; Cypriniformes; Cobitidae.
GAGUCGGAGCCGAUGGUGUAGUGGACGGCGCUCCGACACAUGGUGCAGACACAUGGUGCAGACGCACUUCUGGCGACCCGAGUUCGAAUCCCGGCUCGAGGUCCUUUGCCAAUCCCAUACCCCUCUCUUCACCCUAUACUUUCCUGUCGUCUCCUUAAUUACUAUCUAUCCAAUAAAGGCAAAAAUGGGCCAAAAAAAUAAUAAUAAAAAAAGAAGUAUAGGAUGAUGCCAUCAAAAUUCUAGACUAUUUUAGCACACUUGCAGAAUUGUAAGGUUUGAAUGCUGAUAUCUUCUGUAUUAGAAUUUUGUCAGCGUUUCGGACAAUACCAGUUUAUAACCAGUUUAAUUUGAUUAAGGGGGACUUUAAGUCUUGCCUGAGAAACAAAGCCUGUUUCUGUUAAAGCAGCAUUUAGUUUAGAUAUAAGCAUGUUUCAUAUUUUACAUUAUGAGUGAACAGAUUUUUUUGACAUAUUAUAAUUUUGUUUGUAGAAAUGGCCACUGACAGCACUCAAGUUUCCUCUGGUGAUCCUGAAAAGGGGCUUCAAAAAAACAAGCAGAAAAUCAAAGUGACUGAUAAAAUAAAAUUGUUAGCCUUCACAAAAUGUUCAAAAUCUGGACAUGAAAUGCUAUCAGAGCACCUGGAACAGAACUGUCUGGCUGAAGCUCAGAAGCUGCUGGUGGCAGCUGAGGAACAUCUGUUUGAUUCGAACGAAUCCGCCAGAGCCGAGAAAGAGGUGGACAAGCUGCAGAUGGAUUACGAAAACUUCAUUCUUCAUUUGAAGAUGAUCAUCUAUGAGUCCUUCAAUGAGAACAACCAGGAGAAACUCAAGAGUGUUGUGACUGCCAUACUUCAGGAGGAGGCACAGGACAAACGCUGGGAGACACUGGAAAAAGAGAUACGUCCAGCUUGGAGGCCGACAAGGUGCAGAGAGAUCCAUGACACACAACUCAAGACUGUUGUCGAGGAACGAAUGAAAAAUGCAAAUGAAGAGGAGAAUGGGGCGGACAAGCUGUCUUCUCCCUUGAAGAGAGAAGUGUGCCGACUGGGCAAGCAAAUACAAAAAGAUCUGCUGGUAGUGGUCAGACGGUUGGGGGAAUGUUACCCACCAGACUUUGACAUUUGCAGAAUUUAUGCCCAGCUUUACCAUCAGGCUUUCUCCACCAGACUCCAGGAGCUGACCAGAUCUAGUGUUGAUUUUGAGGAUUGCUGCUAUAUAUUAAGUUGGAUUGCAUUUCACUACCCUAGCGAUGUGCUGAACCACCAGGAAUUGAAAGAGCACAUCGACCAAUCAUCGCUUGGACCUCUGCUGCCUGAAGAAACCCUUAAGAUAUUACAUGAACAGUACUUUUCAUGCAAAGAGGAAGAAGCCAGAAAGUGGUUGUCUAAUGCUUUUGGGAAAGAAAUGAAGAAAUGGAGUGAUGGCAUUGAGCCACAACUGGUGGAUGGAUUUUACGUAAGCAGCCUUGCUGUAGAUAUUAUACCGCUUAUUGAUUCAACUAUGAAGGAGAUCAAAGCAAUUUUUGGCUCUGAAAGUAAAAACGAGUACAUUUUAUGCCAGCUGGACAGUUAUCUAAAAGAGUAUAUGAAAAAUCUAGAGGAACUUAUCAAAGUUAAACAAGGAGGUGCUGCUAAAACCCUCUGUGCUACUCUGGUUAACAUUAAGCAGUUUGGGGUUUAUGUACAAGAAGCAGAAAGUCUUUUCCCAGAAAAGACUAGAAGAGCACUGUUGUGCACAUUAGCAAACAUCAAAACAGCUUGUCAGCAAUAUUUUCUCAGUCGAAUUCACACAGAACUGAAGCCGCUGUACCGUAAGCUUUGGACUGACGCCUGGUGUCAUAAGCACGAUGAGGUUUUGGAUGGGCUGGUGAAAGCACUUGAAAAUCAUAUACAUAAUUUGGAAACGCUAGAGUCUGUCUGCCAAGAGGAACUGCUGGGCGAGCUGCAUUUAGCAGUAAUGGUUGAGUAUGUGAGGCAAAUGAUGAAGAGAAAACUGAAGCUGAAAGGGAAGAAACAGCAGGAGGAAGCAGCUGAGUUUAUGUGCCAAGACAACCAAAUUAUCUGCUCUACAUUUGCAGAAGCGGGGUGCAAUGAGAAAUGGCUUUCUGAAAUACUGCCAAGAUUAUCUGAGAUCCUGAAACUUCAAGACCCUGGGAGCCUUGAACUUGAGAUAGUUUCACUAGCAAGAAUCUAUCCUGACCUGAGUCAGCAACAUGUUGUUGCUUUCUUAAACCUGAAAAGCAAUCUUUCAAGCUCGGAUCUGCGUGGGAUCAAAGAUUGUUUGCGUGAUUACAGGGACACGCAGGAUGAUCAGUCCUCCCCUUCUUUCUUUUCCAAAGUAAUUGUGAAAAAGAAAAUCUUAUAAGUGUGCUGUUUAUGUACAUAAAUGUGAUACACAUAUCAGAAUUGAAGCAUUUAAUGCAUUGUCAUUUGAAAUAUACUUGCUACAAUAUGAUUUGAAAUUAAAGGUUUUAGAUAUCUGUGAAAGGUGUCAAAUCAGUUUAAAGUGCACCUAUUUCAUUGCUAAAAAAACGUUAUUUUGUGUAUUUGAUAUAAUACAACAUAUUUGCGUGCAUGGUUUAUGGUUGAAAAACACAAUAUUUUCCAUAUACCGUACAUUUUUGUAGCUAUCCUGU